Molecule: messenger RNA, 1244 nt
Organism: Halteromyces radiatus
Lineage: Eukaryota; Fungi; Mucoromycota; Mucoromycetes; Mucorales; Cunninghamellaceae
Product: 3-deoxy-7-phosphoheptulonate synthase
Exons: 8
Coding region: 36-1148 (370 amino acids)
Biological process (GO): aromatic amino acid biosynthetic process
Cellular component (GO): cytoplasm
Molecular function (GO): 3-deoxy-7-phosphoheptulonate synthase activity
Source: RefSeq, a predicted model, not a curated record
CAUAUUAUUAUUAUCCCUGAUUCUUUUUUGUCACAAUGGCUCAACGUACUAUUUAUACCGAGGCUCUCAAUGAACUUGACGAUAAGCGUAUCAAGUGUAUCAAACCCUUGAUUCCUCCUCAAAUCCUUAUGGAAGAUAUUCCAUUGACUCUUAAGGCUGCUCAAACCAUUGUUGAAGGACGCAAAGCUGCUGAAAAUGUCAUCAAGGGUGCCGAUGAUCGUUUACUAGUCGUGGUCGGUCCUUGUUCCAUUCAUGAUAUCAAGGCUGCCAAGGAAUAUGCUACUUUAUUGAUCGACUAUGCAGAAAAGGCUAAGGAUGAUUUGUUAAUUAUCAUGCGUGUUUACUUUGAAAAACCAAGAACUACUGUAGGCUGGAAGGGUUUAAUCAAUGAUCCCCAUCUCAACAAUAGUUAUGAAAUCAACAAGGGUCUUCGUAUUGCUCGUCAAUUGUUGUUGGAUUUGAACGAAAUGGGUAUUCCUACUGGUUGUGAAUUUUUGGAUACUAUCUCUCCUCAAUACACUGGUGAUUUAGUUUCAUGGGGUGCUAUUGGUGCUAGAACUACCGAAUCUCAAGUACACCGUGAAUUAGCUUCUGGUUUAUCUUGUCCUGUUGGUUUCAAGAAUGGUACUGAUGGUGGUAUCACUGUCGCCAUGGAUGCCAUCAAGGCUGCUAGCAAUGGUCAUCACUUUUUAUCUGUCACAAAACAAGGAUUAUCUGCCAUUGUCCAAACUGAUGGUAAUGAUGCUUGUCAUGUAAUUUUACGUGGUGGAAAGAGUGGACCCAAUUAUGAACCUCAAGAUGUUAAGGCUACUGCCGAAGCUUUGGAAAAGAACAAAUUGUCAAGUCAUAUCAUGAUUGAUUGCAGUCAUGGAAACAGUAGCAAAAAUCACAAGCGUCAACCUAUUGUUGCUCAAAGCAUCGCGGAUCAAUUAGCUGAACCAAAAAUCACAGGGGACAAUAUUACUGGUGUUAUGAUUGAAUCACAUUUGGUUGAAGGACGACAAGACAUUCCAAGUGAAGGUGCUCACCGUUUAACUUAUGGUCAAUCUAUUACUGAUGCUUGUAUCAAUUGGGAAGAUACUGUGAAAACUUUGGAUAUUUUACGUGCUGGUGUUCAAGCUAGACGUACUGCUCGACUUGCCAACUAGAAGAUUUCCCCCUCCUGUUUAUUACAUAUCUUAGAUUAUUAUUAUUAUCAUUAUCAUUUUACAUCACAAAAUAAAAAAAUUGGUUAUAUAUAGGUA